Molecule: messenger RNA, 1140 nt
Organism: Mytilinidion resinicola
Lineage: Eukaryota; Fungi; Ascomycota; Dothideomycetes; Mytilinidiales; Mytilinidiaceae
Exons: 3
Coding region: 1-1140 (379 amino acids)
Molecular function (GO): zinc ion binding
Source: RefSeq, a predicted model, not a curated record
AUGUCCAACUUCCGCGGCACCCGCAAAGGCGGCAAAGCCCGACCCUCCCAUUCCUACGCCACAAUGCAAAAAGGCCUCUUCGAAGACGGCACAUGGAAGUGCGACUGCAACCCCCGCCUCCCCGCCAUCCACCUCCAAACCAAGAAAGAAACCGCGAACAAAGGCCGCUGGUUCUACAAAUGCCAGAAGGGCCAAGACGACGAGGGCUGCUGCAACUUUUUCCUCUGGGAGGAUGCCGCGAAGCCGCGCGAGGGGAGGGCUGUGCUGGGGACGUCGAGGACGGAGCCUGCGACGCCAGUGACGACGCCGAGGAAGCCUGGGAUUGCGGUUACGAGGGCGUUUACGCCGAGCGAUUACGGACUACCGCAGCAUGAGGAUGGGAACAAGAAGCGGGGGAGGAUCGAUGAGGAGGAAGACUACGGCUGGGACGACUCGAUUGACAGCGUCGAGCUCGCGCGGCUGGGGAAGCAGUACGACACCCCUUCCAAACCUCCGGAGACGCCUCGGAAAGCUGUUAAGACGGAUGUGUUCACGACACCGAAUACUAGUCGAAGGAAGCUGCCUUGGCUGGAAAAUAGCUCGGUGCCUUCGGAUGGUCUUCCGACACCGACAUCCAUGUCCAAGACUUUUGUGGAGGGGAUGGGGAGGAUAGAUCGGACAUCACCGGCAAGCGUGGUAUCGAACGCGUCCUACGUUACGGCGGGGUCGGAGCGUCAGAAGGAAAUUAUGAGGGGGUAUACGCUUCCAAUGCAAGUGGGGACGCCGACGCCGAUGCGAUCGAGUAAUACGCUUGCGGCGAAGGAUACCACGCCGACGCCGAGCCGGUUUAGAGAUGUGGAGGUUGGGGAAGGGGAGGACUGUCAGCUCAUCGCAGACAUACUUGGUGUACUCAAUGUGAAUAAUGUCACGUUGAAUGAGAGUGCGAAAGAGGGGGUAAGGAGGGUGUUGAAUAAGCAUGACCUGCGGAUGCAAGGGAUUAUCAAAGGACGCGAGAUAUCUCGACUAGCGAUCAAAGCGAAGGAUUCAAAGAUUACGGAGCUGGGACUUCGUAUUUCGACGCUGGAAGCUGAGCUGGAGACCGAGAAGGCGCUUGUGCAGCACUUCAAGUGGAAGGCCGACAACGACCUGACUUCUGACUGA